AUGUCGAGAGUUGUUGUCGGCAUCUUGGAUUCCGUUGGCGCGCAAGACCCUACUACGGGGAAGCUCCUCUACAGUACCUGCAAUAGCCAGGAUAUCGCAAUCUUCCCAAUCGAAAAGCCUAAUAUCCUCGAUACAAGAGAAACCCCGCGGAAUGGCACUGCGCUUACAGCCGUAGGCUGGGGGGACUUGAACUUUAUCACUGCACAAGUCUUCUGGCAGACCGAAGACAACACGAUCGUGCAGGGGCUAUACAUCUGUAACAUGACGACGGGAAAGCUUGUGCGCGACCGCGAGUUCCAAAUCUCAGCGGCGGCUGGUGUCGACUCCAUCCACAACGAAACGGGCCUCUCAAUCGUCAACCUUGGCGAGAAAGAUGGAUAUCGUCUUUUCUACCAUGACGAAGACAGGAAAGUCAAGAUGCUUUGGUAUACUGAUGACGAUGGAUGGAAUGAUGGGGGCGCCAUCUCACAGGACACUGCUGGAGGCAUGGCGUUAGGGUCAACGAUAUAUGAUUUGAAGAACAUCACAGUGCCUUUCCCGAAGGACUCUGAGAAUGUCGAGCUGUCGCGCCUGGAUAAGUCUGGGCUCUGGACGCUAGACGCGUUCCCUAACACGUUCCUCGGACCCUACACUAACAACACACUGCCUUCGGAUAUGUUCUGGAGCCUGGAAGACGAGGCUAACUUCUCUCUUCCAGCCUGGAACUCAUCCCUCGAAGCCAUCGGCGCAGCAGUGGACCGAUCGCGAACACGAAGUGUCUUUUAUAUCGGCGACGAUAAGAAGAUACACGAAGUCAAAACGACGAAGAAUGGUUGGCAGCUUGGCUCAAACCAAACAGAGCGCGCAUGGCCCGUCGCCGAUAACGCGAGCUCCGGUCUAGCGGUGGUCUCUCAACAGAGCGAAGGCAAAGCCUGGCUUUACUACUGGGCCAACGAGACGAUCGUACAGGCAUUCAAGGACUACGACGGUGACUGGAUUGAAUCAGAAGCGUUACCGCAAAAGCUUCCGACAAAUGGAACAAAUGACAAGAAGCCCGAAGACAGACCAGCACAAGAGGAUGAGCCUGAGCCAGAGGGUUCUAAAGGCCUCAGCUCGGGGGCAAAGGCUGGAAUUGGUGCUGGGGUUGGCAUUGGAGUCGGCGCGCUGCUGGUCGGUGUUCUUGCUUGGCUAUGGAUGAAGCGACGCAGGGAACGUGCUCAUAAAGAGAAGGUCUCGGGGAUAGUGGAAGUGGGAGGAAGCCCUCUAGAGCCGCGUUUAUCAGUGUUCAAAGAGGACUUGCCCAGGGAAAAUGAGCAUGUCGAGCCAUCAGAGAUGGCCGGCCAAGGACGACCAGCUGAGCUGAGCCACCACGAUUCGGCGGUUUAUGAGAUGCCAGAGCAUCAUACAAGAGGAUAG
Molecule: messenger RNA, 1395 nt
Organism: Fusarium subglutinans
Lineage: Eukaryota; Fungi; Ascomycota; Sordariomycetes; Hypocreales; Nectriaceae
Exons: 4
Coding region: 1-1395 (464 amino acids)
Source: RefSeq, a predicted model, not a curated record